Messenger RNA from Malania oleifera, 897 nucleotides. RefSeq lists its product as uncharacterized. The record is from RefSeq and is a predicted model, not a curated record. Bases 1 to 897 code for a protein of 298 amino acids. The transcript has a single exon. NCBI's taxonomy places the organism in Eukaryota, Viridiplantae, Streptophyta, Magnoliopsida, Santalales, Ximeniaceae.
AUGCCUUUUUGCAUGGUGACUUACAAGAAGAAGUUUAUAUGGAAUUGCCCCCUAGAUUGGCUGUCAAACAAAGUCUGCAAACUUCUCAAAAGCCUUUAUGGUUUAAAACAGGCCUCUAGACAAUGGUUUGCAAAACUAUCCACUACUCUACUUGGUUAUGGUUUUACUCAAGGAAAUUCAUAUUGUUCUUUAUUCAUUAAGAAAUUUGAAUCCUCUUUUCUAGUACUCCUAGUAUAUGUUGAUGACGUUUUACUGGCUAGUGACAGUUUUCUAGAGAUUGACUUGCUCAAAAAUUUCCUACAUGACAAAUUCACAAUUAAAGAUUUGGGGGAACUCAAAUAUUUUCUUGGCUUGGAAGUGGCGAGGUCUAAAAAGGGCAUAUCAAUCUGUCAAAGAAAGUAUGCCUUAGAUAUACUUCAAGACACUGGAAUUCUUUGUGCUAAACUUGCUAUAUUUCCAAUGGAUUCAAAUCUUAAACCUACAGCAACAAAUUCUAAUCUCUAUGAAGAUCGUUCAGCUUAUAGAAGGAUGAUUGAAAGAUUAUUGUACCUAACUAUUACUAGACCUGAUCUUGCAUACUCAGUUCAAGUUCUAAGUCAAUUCCUUGCCAAACCAGUUGUUAGUCAUUACCAAGGAACUAUUAGAGUCCUCAGAUAUCAAAAGGCUACACCUGGACAAGGUCUUUUCUUCUUCUCUUCAUCAGAAUUGCAGCUAAAGGCCUUCUCAAAUAGUGACUGGGCAGGGUGUAUUGAUACUAGAAGGAGUGUAACAGGUUUUGCCAUUUUCCUAGGCAACUCUUUGAUCGCAUGGAAAAGUAAAAAGCAGGCAACUAUUAGCAGAUCUUCUGCAAAAGUUGAAUAUCGAGCCCUUGCUACACCAACAUGUGAAAUUCAGUAG